GGUCGGCUUCGGAUUCAUGCAUACUACGUGAUGCCAUGUCACGGGAGGACUCAUUUGUUGUUCCUAGUGGUAAAUACUAUCUAGUGGAUGCUGGAUAUACAAAUGGUCCGGGAUUUCUUGCCCCGUACCGAUCUACACGGUACCACUUGAAUGAAUGGGCUAUUCAAGGCAACAAUCCAUCUACUGCGAGAGAGUUAUUCAACCUACGCCAUGCAACAGCUAGGAAUGUGAUAGAGAGAACUUUUGGGCUAUUGAAGAUGAGAUGGGCAAUCUUGAGGACCAGCUCAUAUUUUGAUUUAGAAAACCAGAUUAGGAUCAUCCAUGCUUGCUGCAUAUUGCAUAAUUUUUUAAGAGAUAGACAAAGAGAUAUGGACGAUAUUCUAAUACAUGAAGUUGAUAGUCUCAUCUCUGCUGCUCCUGCUGAAAAUCAAGGAGAAAUGAGUCUGAUUACGCAUGUUCAAUCAACUAAUGAGUGGGGUAAUUUUAGAGACACCAAAGCUAGUGAAAUGUUUGUUGAUUAUCAAGCGAGGCGUGGUCAAAGCUCAUAGUUGUAUGCUUCUGUUUUCUAUGUCUUUGUCAUUUAUGAAUUUUUGUGU
Molecule: messenger RNA, 596 nt
Organism: Zea mays
Lineage: Eukaryota; Viridiplantae; Streptophyta; Magnoliopsida; Poales; Poaceae
Exons: 2
Coding region: 36-548 (170 amino acids)
Source: RefSeq, a predicted model, not a curated record